AUGGAGGACUCCGGCCGCUUCUCGCACCACCGGGACCUCCAGGAGCGCAGGCCCCGGGGGGCGCACACCCGGCCGGCUCGGGGCUGCCGGGCCGGGACCCCCGGCGGCUGCGGCGGCGGCGGCGAGGGGAGCGAGGCCGGGGGGACCCCCUGGCCUCCCCGCCGCCGCCACCACCACCAGUCCCCCCCGGACUCCCCGCGGGAGAGCCGCAGCCUGAGCGACGUGCCUGCGGCGCAAAGGCCCCCCGACGGCGGCGGCGCCCGGAGACACCGGCCCCCGCGCAGCUGGCGCCCCCGGGAGGCCUGGGGGGAGCCCAGGACGCAGCCCCUCCCGGUCCAGCUGGCCUCACCCCCCCAGCCGCCGCUGCGCUGCCGGCACUGCCCCCCGGCGCAGGGGGACUCGCCCCCGCCGUACCCCGAGGGCGCCUGCACCCCCUUGAGCGGCCUGUUCGGGGCGGACGAGGCGCAGAUCGGGGACCCGUGGGCGCUUCCGGCGGGGGGCGGGGGGCUGGACCGCUGGUCCCUGUCCUCGCUGCCCUCCGAGGAGAGGUCCUCGGCGGCGCCCUCCCGCGAGUUCAGGAUGCUGUCCGGCUGCGUGCACGGCCCCAAGAGGGACGGCGGGGACCGGCUGGCCGCCUCCUUCGCCAGCCAGUCCCUCCUCCGGCCCGCGCGCUCCGGCAGGGAGGCCAGGAGCCUGCACACGCAGAUGCUCAAGAACAAGCUGGACGAGGCCGUGCUGUCGUCCCGGGACCGCAAGAUCGUGGCGCUGGUGCUGGCGCGGCUGCAGAAGGCGCAGCGGAUGCGCGAGCUGCAGCGGCAGGCGGCGGCCGCCUGGGAGGAGCUCAAGCGCUCGGACCGCAAGGUGCAGGCGACCCUGGAGCGCGAGCGCUGGCAGCUGCUGCAGCAGAGCCGCGCGCAGUGGCAGCGCGAGCGGGAGCAGCGCGAGCGGGGGGAGCAGCGCGGGGCCCGCCAGAGGGCGCGCGACGGCCAGGCCAGGCACGACCUGUGGGGGGCGCCCAAGGACCACGACCGGGAUGCGCAGCACCAGCAGCAGCAGCAGCAGCAGCAGCAGCAGCAGGAGCGGGUCGCCAAGCCCAGGAGGCCGAGCCUGGUGCAGCGCCUCCUCUGGGAGCGGCAGCUGGAGCAGGAGCUGGAGCAGGAGCUGGAGCAGGAGCUGGAGCUGGAGAAGACGCGGGCCCGCCAGGAGGCCGCCCCCACCCCCAAGCCCAGGAGGCCCGGCCCGGUGCAGCGCCUCCUCCGGGAGCAGGAGAGGGAGCAGGAGCUGGAGCAGGAGCUGGAGCUGGAGCUGGAGAAGAACCUGGAGAAGACGCGGGCUCUCCCGGAGCCCGCCCCCACCCCCAAGCCCAGGAGGCCCGGCCCGGUGCAGCGCCUCCUCCGGGAGCGAGAGAAGGAGCUGGAGCAGGAGCUGGAGCUGGAGAAGAACCUGGAGAAGACGCUGUCCGAGCCGCAGAAGCAGCCCAGCCUGGAGCAGCAGCAGCAGCCGGCGAGGAGGCUGGUGCCGUCCACGACCACCAUCACCACGACGGCCACGACGUGUCCCAAGCAGCAGGCGCCCCCUAGCGGCGGCCGCAAGAAGGUGCGCGAGGCCAACCUGAGCUCCCUGGUCAACUUCCAGGCGCGCAAGGUGCUCAUGGACUGCCAGGUGAAGGCCGAGGAGCUGCUGCGCCGCCUGUCGCUGGAGCAGAGCGCGCAGCGGGCGCAGGAGCAGCUGCACAGAGGCCUGGCGGGGAGGGAGCGGCCGCACCGGGAGCUGCGGGAGCUGCAGGAGCAGGAGGAGGAGCAGUGCCAGCAGGAGCUGGAGGAGCAGCGGCGGGUGCGCCGGCGGCUGCUGGGGCGGCUGGCGGCCGAGCAGAAGGUGCAGCAGGCCCGGGAGCUCCGCCUGCGGCGGGAGCAGAGCCACCACGUCCUGAAGCUCAAGGCCGAGAAGGAGGAGAAGUGCCACGUGGAGGGCAUCAAGGAGGCCAUCCGCAAGAAGGAGCAGAGGGCGGAGCAGCUGGCCCAGGACAAGGAGGCCGCCUCUGAGGGUUUCCAAAAGGCGCAGCUCCGAGUCGGCGGCUACUGA
Pipistrellus nathusii (Nathusius's pipistrelle) is the source of this 2082-nucleotide messenger RNA. The record is from the annotation of a GenBank genome assembly. Lineage: Eukaryota; Metazoa; Chordata; Mammalia; Chiroptera; Vespertilionidae.